GGUGUGAGUGAGUGAUAGGAGCAAAAAGAAUUUAAUGAUAUAUUUCAGACAGAAAGUUCACUUACGAAUAUAUGUGCAGGCACUUCUCGAAAAUAUCGUUUAGUUUGGAACAAUAAGUUUAUCAAGAUGCGUAAACGUUCUGUCCAAAAAGGUGAUGAAAAUGAUGAGCCUUUUGUUCAUUCCAAACAAAAAAAGAAUUCUACGAAGUCAAAGAGAAUUUUUCUACAAGUGAUUUUUCUAGCUCUUUUCAUUCUCUAUAUUGUUAUUCCUGUCUCUGUGUAUUUGUGCCCCUCUGUUAGACGCCAUGCUGUUUUUCUUAAUUAUGUAAGCCUUUCUAGGGCAACCAACCUUUCUGUUCCAAGCGAAAGUGGACUAAAAUGUGCCAGAAACUUCUACAUAUCAUCUGACAAAGGGGUCAAACUAGGGGUUUGGCAUGUGCCUCCAGCGUCAAUGCAUUCUAGAUGUAAAGAAAACACAAUCUCACCAGACAUUGAGUUUAGUGACCAAAGACCGGUUUUCUUAUAUCUUCAUGGUAACGCCGGGGAUCGAGCUGGCGGUCAUCGAGUAUCACUCUACAAGGUUUUGAGUGAAGAAAUCGAUGCUCAUGUUGUGGCAUUUGAUUAUCGUGGCUUUGGCGAUUCAACCAAUGUUUCACCAACUGAAGCUGGCCUUGUUGAGGACACAACGGUGGUAUAUGAUUGGUUGUUGAAAAGAGUGAAAUCUUCAAAUAUUUUUGUGUGGGGACAUUCUUUGGGGACUGGAGUUGGAACAGCCUUCCUUGAGAAAGUGUCGAAAUCAGCCAACAAACCAACAGCCCUCAUUCUAGAAGCUCCCUUCACAAGGAUCGUUGAAGCUGCUAAACAUCACCCUCUUUCCAUUUUUCAUCGAUACAUGCCAUUUUUUGAUGUCCUAAUUGCUAAACCUAUUGGUGAUGAAGAUACAGGAUUUGAUAGUCUGAGCCGGAUACCACAUAUUUCUCGUCCCCUUCUUAUUUUGCAUGCAGAGGAUGAUGGUUUUGUACCUUAUAAUCAUGGUAAAAUAUUGUACGAAAGUGCUUUGGCAACAAGAAAAGAGUUGCCAUCUCAUUUUACUAAAUUUGUAGGUUUUGAUGGGGAAUUAGAUUUGGGGCACAAAAAUAUUUAUAAGAGUCCUGAUUUGCCAAAUAUAAUUAAAAAUUUUCUAAAGGAUGUACAAUCAUAGAUUUUCAAACAUUUUAAUGUUCAUUUUUAAUUAAUUAAUAGGGUAGGGAUAAAUGUUUCUACUUUAUUCCAUAUGAUAAAUGAACACAAUAGAAGUUUAUGUUAAUGUAGAACAAUCUACAUAAUUAUGAAUAUUUAGAAUUAUUGCAAGCAUCAUUUUGACUCAUAGAAAUUAAAAAAGUGGCACAGGUAAGUGCCAUUUUUUUAAAAGACUAAGUUAAUAAGAUAAAAGUAUGUUUUCACUUUCAUAAAAAAAAACUUGAAAAUAUUUAAUGAUCUGCAAUAAAAAUUUAUUGAUUAUGGUUUAAGUAACCUCUGCCAUAAUUCUAGUGUUAAAUGAUAUUAUUUGUUUAUAGGCUGCUGUGCGGUCUUAUGUUUUUAUACUGCUUGUUGUAUAGUCUUAGAUACUUAAAUUAAUUAACUUUAUUUAUGUAGCAUCCACCUUUUAAUUUAGGUCUGCCUGUAACAAUGUUGAAUGUUUUCCUAAAACCUAAUUGCAAGAAGCUAUGGAUACUUUCUAAUACAUGCAGACUUUAAAUUGUACUUGAAAUUAACUCAAACACAUUUUAGUUUUAUAAAAAAUCAAAGAAUGAAGUAUAAAAAUUAUUUUUCAAAAUUUUAGUUAAAAAGCUUGUGUUAUAUAAAUCGUAUUAAUUAUUCAAUGUACCAUUAAACUAUGUAUUAUUUACCUUGUACAACUACUGUCUGCCCACUAUGAGAUAACUGUAGGUAUGUUAUUAGCAGUUGCUAUAGAAAUAGAUUAUUCUAUUGUUAUACAGGUGUGCUUUUCUUCCACCUAGUGCAGAACAGACAACCAAUUUUGUAUUCUAAAACAAUUUUUUUUUUCUGUAUUGAUAAAAAAAAAAAAAAAAAAANAAAAAAAAAAAAAAAAAAGAAUUACCUACAUGCACUACAUUGGAACAAUUUACUUUCAUAAAGACCUUAAACAGGUCUACUGGGAAGAACUGGUAGCUGGCAAGUUUCUGUGUUUUACAAAUUGAUUAUUAAUUUAAGUUUCCCCACGUAAAUAAUUUUUCUAAGUGAAAUUCGCCAUCCAACAUUUAAAAUAUCAAUCUUAUUUUUAGUUCAGUAUAAUUUUUGUAUUCUAGUACAUUUCUUCUAUCAUAGCUUUUAUUUUGGGAAAUUUUCUGUCCAACUUUAUAUUUAACUCAGUGUAAAAUUAAGUGUGCUAAGAAAGUUGUGUGGUAUUAAAGCACAAGUGAUAUUAUGAAUUAUAUUACAAUAAGCAAAUUAAUUAUCUCAUCAUGUUACUUAUGCAAGUUGAUUUCCUUUAGUUUAGAUCAUUAUUUAGCAUAUUUUAUAUUUUUAUAUUUAUUUUUAGAAUUUCAUUUAUGAAAACUUACUAUCAAUUGUUAAACAGUCUCUGUGAUAAAAAUACAGAAUAUUUUCUAUAUUAUUCCAUUUUUUCUUAUUUUUCUGUUUGUGUCAUGUGCUGUAUUAACAUAGCUGCCAACUUUUACGGAAGAGUUUUCCCUACGGUUGAAAAUAAUUUUGGACUUUAAAUUAUUCAAAUUUACAAAAGAACUGAUAAACAUGCAAUGGUGUAUUCAAGUGGUGGGGAAAACUGGGCUCCACUGAUCUUAACACAUUUAACACCAUUAAAAAAACAAACCAAAAACUUAACAAAAUUAAAAAAAUUAAACUAACAGAAAUUGAUUUUUCAAUAUUGUUGUUACACAUCUGCAUUUUAUUAUUUUUAAUGAAAACAUAAUUUGAUUUGGAACCGUGACGGCUCAGUGGUUACGCACUGAACUGUCAUUCUGAAGCCCUAGGUUUGAUCCCCAGUAGCGGCUAGAAGCCCACCCUGCUUCAGAUUAAUGGUUACUAGCUUGUCUGGGAAGUAAAGUCGGCCUGUGUGCAAUGCUGACCACAUUGUCACAAUCAUGCUGUUGUCAUGGCCACGAAAUUUGGAAGCCUUAACCUUUUGCCCCCCCCCCCCACGGCCCAUUUGGGCUGUUGCGGAAAUACUUUACUUUUUGUUGUAUUUUUAUUUAAAUUUUAUCAUGUUAGAUCUCUAAAUGUAAAGGAUAACUUAAAAUAAUUAAAUUUCCUUUAAUAUUGCCAAAGUUUUACUAUUAUUCUGAAAAAGAAUUUAGAAGAAAAAAAUACUAUAACUGAGAAAGUUGGUAGCUAUGGUAUGGUAUUAUUAUGUUAUUACAAUUUUUUUUUGUGUUACUUAUAACUAUAAUUAAAAUAUGUGUUCUCAUUGUACCCUAAUUUAUAGGUUGCAUUAAUUUUUUAAAGCCUUUUCAAAGGUUAUAUUAAGCUGUUAGGAUUUGCAAAUUUUAUAAGAAAAUGUUUAUCAAAAUGGUAUUAAUAAAUAAUGUUUCUUUAUUA
Messenger RNA from Parasteatoda tepidariorum (common house spider), 3557 nucleotides. Its product is annotated as lysophosphatidylserine lipase ABHD12. The record is from RefSeq and is a predicted model, not a curated record. Gene Ontology annotation, cellular component: endoplasmic reticulum membrane. Gene Ontology annotation, biological process: monoacylglycerol catabolic process; phosphatidylserine catabolic process. Gene Ontology annotation, molecular function: monoacylglycerol lipase activity; phosphatidylcholine lysophospholipase A1 activity. NCBI's taxonomy places the organism in Eukaryota, Metazoa, Arthropoda, Arachnida, Araneae, Theridiidae.